UGGUGCCCUGUGAUCUUCGAGGCGCAAGUUUGGAAACUGUCAUUAGCUGCUUUACUGAUUUCAUUUGUUUUGCACAUUUUGGAGAAGUGAAUUUAUGGUGAUGUCGGUGGAAUUGCUGGAAGCAACGCAUAUGGUGGAGAGAUUGCGGGUGGCCGAGCUUCGCUCUCUCCUCUCUUCUAUGGGCAAGAACAACAAAGGGCUGAAGAAAGAGUUGCUCCAGAGAGCCACAGAGCUCCUCCAGAAAGAGUGUGGGCCUGAGCUUCUCUCUGCUAUCCGCAAGCUCUAUGAACACCGUCAAUCUGCUAUUAUCAACACGAGGCGUUCCCAGGCCUUCGCUGUCACACCCACCUCUGAGGUCAUUGCCAUGCCUACCGCUGAUUACCUCAGCGAACCAAAUGCUGUGAUGGACAACCUUGUUCCUGAAGUGCAGAUGAUCAAGCUCCCAUUCUAUCAUACACUCGAGACCAUUGUAGCUCCAGUGCCAUUAGUGCCCAGUUGUGGUCUUAAACUGCAGACCAGCUACAUUACAUUUUGCCUGACUUCAAGCCAAUGGGCUCAGAUCAAGAACUCUCAAGAGCUCAAUUCUGGCCACAAGUCUGUUCAAGUGGUGCUCAGAAUUUGCUACACAGAAAGUAUUGGAGUUGAAGAUGAUCAGUACCCACCAAAAAUUGAUGUGUUUGUCAACGGCCUCUACUGUUUAAUACAGGUUCGCUAUUCAUCCUUAAAAGAUGGGCUGGAACCUUCUCGUCCCUGCUGUCCUAUUAAUCUCACACCGCUAUUGAGAAAGAAUUCUGAGAACAGUGUUUCUGUAACUUGGGGUAACUAUGGCAAGCGCUACUCUGCAGCUGUAUAUUUGGUGAGGGUUUUCUCCUCAACAGAGUUACUGGAGCAGCUCCAGAACAGAGCAGUGGCAAGUAAGGAACAGUGCAGACUGAAGAUUUGCGAGAAGUUGUGCUCUGAUCCAGAGAAUGAGAUCGCCACCACAGGGCUGCAGGUGUCCCUCAUCUGUCCGCUGGCAAAAACUCGCAUGUCUGUCCCCUGUCGAGCGCAGCCGUGUGCCCACCUGCAGUGCUUUGACGCUGAAUUCUACCUGCAGAUGAACGAAAGAAAGCCUAGCUGGACCUGUCCUGUCUGCCAUAAGCCUGCAGCCUUUGAAACACUCCAGAUCGAUAGUUUGCUGAGUAGCAUCCUUCAAAGUACAGAUGACACUAUGAAGGAGAUUGAGUACCUGUCUAAUGGCUCCUGGAGAGCAGUAAGAGAGGAAAGAGAGAGCAGCAAAACUCCAGACCCUGCCCUGCUCAACCUAAACAGUCAUGCUGUGUUGCUAGAAGAUGUUGUGGACCUAACACAGUGCUCAACUGAUGACGAUGAUGAUGAGUGGUGAUCUUUUCCAAAAGAAUGCAUGUAUGAACUGAGAGACUACACAUCUCCAACGGCACAACAUGGCAGGGCACUUAGCUGUUGAAUUACAAAUUCAUUUUUUACUUCUUAAAUUUCUGUUUUUUUUCCUUCUGGUGUUACUGAGUGUCUUUCUUCAUGUUGAAUGUUAUUUGUGCCUCUUUAUAUGUACACAGACUGUCAGUUGCAUAUAACAAGAAGAAUAAAGGUUUAUUUUAUGUCUA
Pygocentrus nattereri (red-bellied piranha) is the source of this 1622-nucleotide messenger RNA. RefSeq names its product protein inhibitor of activated STAT, 4b (gene pias4b). NCBI's taxonomy places the organism in Eukaryota, Metazoa, Chordata, Actinopteri, Characiformes, Serrasalmidae. Gene Ontology annotation, biological process: protein sumoylation; regulation of transcription by RNA polymerase II. The record is from RefSeq and is a predicted model, not a curated record. The transcript has 11 exons. Gene Ontology annotation, molecular function: transcription coregulator activity; SUMO ligase activity; zinc ion binding. The coding region runs from base 95 to 1384 and encodes 429 amino acids.